CGAAGAUAAAAUAUAUUUCUCUUACAAUUUAUUUGUUCACUUAGUAUGAAGCUUAUUCAAUUGAAAAGGAUGCAAAAAGAGUGAAAGAGGCUGCGGAGCUUUUUCUUGACAUGUAAGUGCAUUACUGUGCAGUAGGGCAUAUUAGUAUAUUGCAUUUCCAUUCUUUCAAGUUAGCAACAUGUUGUUUCCGCUAGGAUGCAUAUUGGUACCGGUUUUUGAACCUUGAAUCUGAUUGUUUUUAUAAGCACGUUUCACAGUGUGCGAAGGAAAGAAACAUUUUAAUUUUUAGUCUAAGUGGGCAAACCAUAAUUUGACUUCAAUAUAUAUAAGAGAGGUUGAGCGAACGAUAGUGUGUUGGUAUUUAGUGUGAAUUAUUCCUCAUGAUGAAGAUUUUUGCCAUGCCUUGUUUGUGACUGAUGUAUUGCAAUAUAAUUCUUUUAAUUCAGGUUUUAGUGCCACAAAAAUAAUUCAGUGUUAAAAAAUUAAUUUGGUGCCAAAAAAUUAAUUUGGUGCCAAAAAAUUAAUUCAUCCCAAACAAAACACAACACUUUGAUUUAAGUUUUGACUUCUGACAGUAUCAAUUUUUAUUGAUGUUGUGUCAUUCAAAUGAAUGAAUGAUGCAAGUGACCAUGCAUGCAUUUGCUUCUGUAUGGGAACACAUAUAUACUCGUGAGUUUUUAAAGACUUCACUAAAUUGCACUCGUCCUUUUGGACUCGUGCAUGUUUUUGCAUCUUAAGUAUGUUCUCUAAUUUAGCUUUUUUUUCCAUAAUAAAUAAGGUUGGCUCGAUUUUCCACUGAAAAGAUUCUUGCUGAAGAACUGUGCAAGAUCACAGAAGCACUUGAAGCAAAAGAUAUUGAUAAAAAAAGUAUAUUUUUGAAAGGUACUGUAAUGAAAAAAGCAAAACUGUAUGUUCUCCAUAUCAAAUAUAACGGCUGGACUUAAUUUGGGACUGUAUUAGUCCUGUUCUCUGUGCCUUCAAUUUCUUAUUCUAAAAUUAAUAAUAAUAAAAAAAUAACAAUAUUUGUCAUUAUUUUUGUCAUUAAUUUAAACUAAAGGCCGUCAAGAAAGUUGAAUGUGGGCAAAGAGACCGUAAUGGAAAACUGCCUUAAAAGCCAACUUCAUGUACGCUGGAUACUUCAAUCUGUGCUAAAGGUUUAUAUCGUAGCUGUCCAGUUCAUUAUAUAGCGUUCUUUCAUUAGUCCAGUGUUACUGCCGGUAGAGACUGGAGAAUUUGGAGGAAACUUUCAACGUUUGGUAGGGUCAGUCUGAUUGUCAAACUGGAAGCACACUCAUAUACGGCAAUAUAUUUUUCCAUUAACAAUAUAGAUAUGUUCAACAGUUUAUCCAGAACGUCACAGAAAGGAAUUUUAAUUAAUGCUGCAGGUUUGUUUACUUAACCCAUAUAUUUUAUGGCAAUCUGUACUUUACAUUCGUCCUCAUGUGAGUAUUUAAUUAUAGUGUUCUAAUAUUAACUCUGCAACGAAAGGGGGCUUUAUAAAAACAUAUAAAUUAUAUUUAGACAAAAUUAAAUCUUAUGAUGCACCUGUUUUGUCAAUGUUAAGCAAAUUAAACAGAAAUGCGUAAAGUUAUUCAUUUUGUACUUUUAGUUGACUCAAUUGUACUGAUAGACGCCAUUCAUCUUUUGACGUCGUUCGUGUUUUAACACCCAAUUAAGUCUCUAACGGAUGACCUUAGGGUCGUAAGGUCGUAUAAAUCCCACCUUGGUUAUUCCUCUGCGAGGCAAGGCCAUUCUUGGUCAUUCGUCUGAAUUGCGGAUUGGGAGAGAUGCGAGAGAACUACUUGCAAAAUACAAGCAGAACUUCGAAAUUUCGAGCGAAGGCCCUUCGCCGACCUUACCUACACUAGUCGCCGCUACAUACACUGGCACAAACUGCUCCAGUCCUUUCCUCUGCCCUACCAACCAACAGUGAUGAAGUUGAAGGUCUAAAGCCCCGUUCGAACGAAUCCAACAUCGUCUUACAUUUUUGACCCAACAAUGAUGUUGAACAAUGUUGGAUGGAAAUGUUUUAACAAAGUCAAAACCGAUUAAACAUCUUCCGACAUGAGCCGACAUUACCCAAGAUAUUAUCAAACGAGGCCAACAAUGUUGCAUUCAACAAUACUGAAUAGUAUUGGGCGAACAUGAUGGCUAUAGCCAGCGUGGCCGGCUCUUUUAUAAGUAGAGCCUGCCCGAGAGCCCUAGUCAAAUUGAUGCCGCCCACUUAGUUAAUAUUCCAUAUUAACACCGCCCACUCGAAAUAGUUUUGUAUAAAUUGAUGACUUAAAAUUUUAAUUGUUGCAUAUUUACUAUAGCCUGCGCUACAUGCUUUCAAUAAACUUUUUACAAUAGAUGGAUAGCGAUUCAACUGCCUGGAAAUACAAGCAAAACGUCGGCAUUUCGAGCGAAGGCCCUUAGUAGGCCCAGUAGUAGACGAAGACCGUUCAAAAUUAUAUUAUGCUUUGCACCUGUAUGGCUGUACUACAGUUAUAAAUAUUGCAGUAUUAAAUAUAAUGACUUAGGAAAAGUUUAAAUAGACCCCUUCCCGUGUUAUACUCGUUGGCAGGCAAAUGUAUUUUAAAAGCUCCAAAGAGAGCUUCCUAUUAUUAUGGUGUAUUAAACACAAUGGGAAUGUAUUGUUUUAUAUAAUUGUAAUUUGCCAGCCAGCAAAAUAUAAACAAGGCAAGGACAGCCGAGGUUUUAUACUCUUUAUACUAUAGUGACCAUACGGUAAAAUCAUACGACAUAUAUGCAGUAAUAGCAGUAUGGCUUGCCGUAUUCUGUUUAGAUACCGGUAUAUGUUAUACAUUUUACACUUUGUCUUUUGAAUUUUAUAUUUUAGCAGACAGGUUUACACUUUACAGGUAAACUACGUAAAGCGUUCCUCUUUUGAGUUUCUAAAUUGAUUGCAAUUUUCCUCAUUACUUUUGCAAUUUAAAAAACUCCUUUGCAAAUUCCUUGAGGGAAUUUGCAAUGUUGCUAAAAGCCAAAAAAAUUUUCCUCAGUUCCUGUUAGAAGUUCUUAACUUCCUGUUACAAAUUCCUAACUUCCUGUUCUGUUCUGCGUGUUGCAAUUGGCUAACAAAAAUAAUCGACCAAUAACAACGCUCAGAACAGAACAGGAAGUUAGGAAAUUAAAACAGGAAGUUAGGAAAAUUUAAAAUGAAGUUUGGAAUAUUGCAACAGCCGAUAGGAACAUUGCAAAUUCCCUCAAGGGAUUUGCAAAGAGUUUUUCAAAUUUGCAAAGCUAAUGAGGAAAAUUCCAAAUGAGUUACGAAGUCAAAAGAGGAACGCUUCACGUAGUUUACCUGUAAUAUAGCGAUGCCGUUUGUUUUUACUGUAUUUAUUUUUAAAUAUUUGAAUAAAUUAGCGUAACAUGUCAAUCAAACUGUCGUCAACGUAAAUUCAGCCAAUCACAAUUCUCGGCGGCUGGCUGCCGAGAGUCAUCAAUUUGACUAGGGCUUUCGGGCAGGCUCUCCUUCAAUAGAGCCGGCCACGCUGGCUAAUGAUGGCCUCGUUUGAUCUGGCCUUAAUACUUUUAAAACGUCUCAAUUCAUUUUAUCCAAGAUUGUUGCGAUUACAAUAUUGUCUCUAUACCACUAUUGACGAUUUUUAUUUUGUGCUUACUCGUUGUUUGUCACUAUCUUUCAGCGAAACAAAGCGACUGCUCUGAGAAAUGUCGACUUACACUGUUAUUGAUAAAACAAUUUCCAGAAGCUGUUAAAGAAUGUGCCGUAAGUUCUUCUUGUGUGUCUGAUCACGUGGCCCAAUGUAUGAUUUAACAAAUAUAAAACAUUUUCCGUAUUGAUAUACAGUUAUAUCAACACGAGUGGAAAUUAGGAAAACGAGAAAUUGUGUGAAAACACUCCGCCCGAAGACGCCCGAAGACGCCCGAAGGGCGGAGUGUUUUCACACAAUUUCGAGUUUUCCCAAUUUCCACGAGUGUAUCAAUAACUGUAUCAAUACGGAAAAAAUGUUUUAUAUUUGUUUUAUAAUAUAGCGCAAAGAAACAUAAAGAAAGAAAUUUUCCGACGUUUCCGUGUUGACAUUGAGUUAUAUCAACACGGCUCUUAGCCAAUCAGCGUUCAGAAUUUACAAAUGCUAUAUUAUAAUUCUUCUUGUUCAACCUAAUACUCGGGCUCUUUAUUAUAAUAUUAUACGCUUUUACUAACAUAGUCAAUCAAGAUGUGAUCUGGAUACUCUGUGCUAUACUGUGAUAUUUAACAAAAGGAAAGAUUUACCUUAUUGCUGUAGACUUGAUACAAGUCGACUCGUAUUAUUUAGUUGCAGCGUUGAGCUCAAAUUCUUAAAGUGCGGAUUUUAGCGAUGGGGGUGCGUCAAAUUUCACCAACUCGGUGCGUAUUAGCCAAACAGAUUUAAGAAUUGGCCACGCAUUAUAGUCGACGGCUUUUUCGUGUUUGUUUAUGCGUUGUGUGCGUUGAAAUGAAUAUACUGUAACUGGAACGCUACCUUCAGAUAAACUGUCUAUCUUUUUCUUGAAGCCAAAUCUUGACUCAAACCCACGUGUUUAUAUCAUGAUUGACUGAUUGAGCGCUCUUCGCAUGCGUGAAAAGACUGGGACUGGCCUUCAAGUUUGGUUUCAAAUUUCCGGUUGGAGAUAGCGUUCCAGUUAUAUUCAUUUCAAUGGUUGUACUCGUCGUUUUCACUGGUUUCCUUACAAUGCCAGACAAGUUACAUGUGAGUGGACUUGUAGCAAUUAGGCAGUUGCAUCAGGAGAAUGUUCAAACUUGUAUCCAGGGUUUUCCCGUAAAUGUUAAAUCCUGGCACUUUGUGGUUUUGUUGUUUCUUGACAGUUGUAAGGAAGGUGGUUUUGGUCUCAUUUACGCUAUGGUACAUCUAAAAUGGUGAAAACUUUGAUAAUUUUAAUGGUCCUUCUCCCCCCCCCCCAAAAACAAUAAUGUUGCUUUUCAAGAACUAUAGUUAUUCAAACAAAUACCGAGAUUUUCUAAAGGAACAAACUAAGUCAUAGUCGGUUUCAUUUUUUCUACAACUGCCGAUUCGCAUAUUUCUCAUGCGGAAUUGCACUAUUGUAGAAAGUGUUUUUUUUAAAAGGUAUAUUCUGGUUGGUUGAGUACUAUUAAAAUGUUUAUCUGUUUCGUGUUAUAUAUUACGUCGUUUAAUUCAAUUAAUGAUAUUCAAUUUUUAUCAAGGUUUCUCUAAUACAAUCAUUGAUGUCUAAAGAACACGAGAGCUACCCAGAUUCUCCAAUCAAUAUUUAUAGAAAGUUGUUAGGUAAUACCUCGUGUUGAAUCAAUAUAAAUUUUAAAUCGUCAAUUGGAUUGACGAGAAUUAAAAUACCGAAUUGAAUUUAGUGGAGAGCGGGAAUUUAUUAUUUAUUCAAUUGUUAUAUAUACUAAUUAUAGCUAUUCAUAUGUUCUAUAGUUUGUAAUGUUCUUCCUGUUGUUGUGAGCAGUGAACAGUUGGUGAUUAAUAUUGAAAACAAGCCUGACAAGAAUCAGGUAUGAAAUGACGUAUGUAAUACUCACUGUGUUCGGUUUGCCCGCGAGGUACGAGCGACCUAUUGAAUCGCGCGAGUAAUCAGUCUAGUGGACCUACGAAGAAAAUUGAAGUAUACAAUAUAACCCAACUGAAAACUGUCACACAUGCGAACGCAUGUUCAAACCGAUUCGCUGUUCCCGCGCGAACAAAGCGACUGUAGUGGAAUGCGCUAUUCCAUUUAAUAUCCGUACAAUCCCCUCCCCCUUUGUAAGAACUUCCACAGGGGUAAGGUAUAUGCAAUUUUUUAUGGGAUUUUGGCAUGAGGGUUGGAUAUUUUCAAUUAAAUUUCCUUAGGGGUAAAGUGUAAUUCUUCAGGGAUAAAUGCUGAUUAUAUGCUGCUUUAAUGUACUAUUUAAAACAUGAGCAGCAGUGUUUUAUCAGAUGUAAAGAUAAAACACGCACUGCGAAUGUUUUAAAUUGCUUCAAAAACGAUCGAUCUAGUAUAUGUUCAUUGGCGAAGUAAUUUUCAAAAAAUACGUUGUGUAAGUCGAGAAAAAAAUAAUCAAAGUUAGGCUAAAAUUUAUGUAAAUCAAGGGAAAUCUCUAUCACAUGUAAAGAUACGACACGCUUAUGAUUUUUCUUCAUGAAUUAUUAAUGAGUUUUUGAAUAUAAUUUAUUGGUAUUAUUAGUUUAAUUUUUACAAAAACUCAUCGUAUAAUAGACAAAAUGUAGGGCAUAUCACUCGACAAUUUUAUAUUAUUCCAACAUGUAAUAAAUAGUUCUUCUUCUAUAGCUCGAUAUUUCCAUCCGCGAAAAAAACUUUCAACAUAAUAUACUGAUCACUUUCACCAUUUAGAAUCCAAACAUUCUGACACUAAGCCCGGAUCAAGUGCUCAGUUGGUUAGAGUUAUCAAUUCAAUACAUCGUUUGCUGUCAGGCGUUUCAAGCUAAUGUCUACACGAAUCUCCCAUAUGAGAUUGACCAUUCAGUUCAUAACCAUGCUGAUUUAUGGCUGCAUCUUCAUGAACUGCUUUGCAUCAUGGGUAAUAAAUGUGGCUGGGUCGAUAUUUUGCGUUUGAAAGAUAUCUUAUCGCCCAACAGGUUGGUAACUUUAUUACAACUGAAGAUUGUACAGUCUUCCUAAUAGAGGUUAUACUGUACCACCAUGAUGUUACCUUUAAAAGCUAUGUUACACAACGUUACAAAUUCUGGUGCAAUUUGCAACACAAUUUCUGACAUAGAGUAGUGUUGAUAGUAGAUCGAGUGAAGGGUAUUACAAAGGAUGAGUGACUACUCUGCACAGUCUUGAUUGUAGAUCGAGGGAAUGCUAUACAUAGGUUAAUUGACUACCUUGUACAGACUUGAUAGUAGAUCGAGUGAAUGGUAUUACAUAGGAUGAGUGACCAUCUUGUACAGUCUUGAUAGUAGAUCGUAGAUCGAGUCUUGAUAGUAGAUCGAGGGAAUUCUAUAUAAAUAUGUUAAGUGAAUACCCUGUACAUACUUGAUAGUAGAUCGAGGGAAGUGUAUUACAUAGGAUGAGUGACCAUCUUGUACAGUCUUGAUAGUAGAUCGAGGGAAGUGUAUUACAUCGGAUGAGUGACCAUCUUGCACAGUCUUGAUAGUAGAUCGAGGGAAGGGUAUUAAUAGGAUGAGUGACUACCUUGUACAGUCUUGACAGCAGAUCGAGGGAAGUGUAUUACAUAGGAUGAGUGACCAUCUUGUACAGUCUUGAUAGUGGAUCGAGGGAAGUGUAUUACAUAGGAUGAGUGACUACCUUAUACAGUCUUGAUGAUAGAUCGAGGGAAGUGUAUUACUUAGGAUGAGUGACUACACUGUUACAGAUUUGAUAGUAGAUCAAGGGAAUGCUACACAUAGGUUAAGUGACUACUUUGUACAGUCGUGAAUGAGUGACCGUCUUGUACAGUCUUCAUAGUAGAUCGCGAGGGAUGGGUAUUACAUAGGAUGAGUGACUACCCUGUACAGACUCGAUAGUAGAUCGAGGGAAAGGUAUUGCAUGACUACACUGUUACAGAUUUGAUAGUAGAUCGAGGGAAGGGUAUUACAUAGGAUGAGUGACCAGUAUACUGCACAUACUACAUAUGAUUGAAAACUCGUGUAAGUAGAAUUGCAGCUGGUUCUCGCAUGUGUCUCAGGGUUCAGGUACUCCGGAUGGAGUUGAGAACAUAUUUCGAACCACGAAACAAUGUUUUCUCCUACGUUGUCGCCUUAACGCAAGUGUAGUAAAAACAGGUAUGUUUGAAGUAGGAAUCAUUUAUCUUCAUAGGCAGCCAUUUUGUCUUUCCCGUCAGUUGAGUCAAAAAUUUCAUUUGACAGUAACGACAUCCAGCACCUGGCAACAACACUGAAAGACUGCUAAUAAUAAUAAUAAUAAUAAUAAUAAAAAAAGUCACGACAACGAGCGAGCACCAACGACCAAAUGGAAACCAAGCUUUAUAUAAUUAUAAAUUACAACGUCAUUUUCCCACUCUGGUAACUUGCCUGUUGACCACCUUCUGUUGUACUAUAUAGUACAAAACUACCUAAAUUAGGUAGUUUGUUCCAAAAUGCAUUCACCAUUCACGCUGCAUUAUAUGCGGUGGGAUUAUAUAUUUUGUGUUACUGAUGUCUAUACUGUCGUCAUUAUUCGUUGCGCGCUCUAACUUUAAGAUACGCCCGUAACACAGAAUACUUUCCCGUCAAAAACACAAUACCUUGACCCCAUCGGAAAUUUUUGGAAAUUUCCUGACCCCAUUGGAAAUUUUCGGGAAUUUCUUGACCCCAUCCGAAAUUUUCGCGAAUUUCUUGACCCCCCUCAGAAAUUUUCGGGAAUUUCUUGACCCCCUCAGAAAUUAUCGGGAAUUUUUUGAGCCCCUCUGAAAUUAUCGGGAAUUAUUUUCAGGGAUUUUCUUGACUCCCUCGGAAAUUCUCGUCAACAGGUAGUGCCCCUUCAGAAAUGUUCAGAAUUUUCCUCGGAAAUUUUCAUCUUGGAACCCCCUCAGAAAUUUCAGAAUUUCAGAACCCUUCGGAAAAUCUCGUCAACAGGGGGGUGUGGAUAUUAAAUGGAAUGGCCCUAUACUUAACAAAUAUAAAACAUAUUCCGUGUUGAUAUACAAUAAUAUUAACACGAGUGUACAAUAAUAUCAACACGAGUGGAACACAAUUUCGAGUUUUCCCAAUUUCCACGAGUGUUGAUAUAACUGUAUAUCAAUACGGAAAAAUGUUUUAUGUUUUUUUUAUAAUAUAGGGCAAAGAAAUAUAAGAAAGAAAUUUUCCGUGUUGACAUUGAGUUAUAUCAACACGGUUCUUAGUCAAUCGGCGUUCAGAAUUUACAAAUGCCAUAUUAUAAUAUACUCUACAAAACAAAUCUUAAUCAUUAUUUUCGUAUUUAUAUAAUAGGAGUGUCAAAGAUGCGUGGAGUUGCUUAUCAGAUAUUCAUCACAAUCUUAAGAAAUCAAUGAAAAUUACGACAAAAGCUGUUGAAGAAGGACAAGCCUCGACUACAGCACUAAAUAUUUUAGCAAUGGAAAAGAUUGGUGUAUUUUAUGCUGCUGUUACCAUAUUCUUUCGAGCUGUGUGGCAAUAUUGUAAGAUCGUGAACAGAACAGAUGAACAAGGUAAGCCAACUCUGUGGCAGACACCUCAGGGAUAUAUUUGGGAGUAAAAUUUCGGUCACGACAAUUUUCUGUCCUGUUGAGAGCUGCAAACCUCAUUCUCACAUCUCACCUUCGCCUCAAAUAGACCAACUUAAUUUGGUAUUAAUAAAAAAAUUGCGGUUGCCAUAGAGUAUUUUAAUAAAACACAAAACAAUAGACACUUUGAAAAUUGUAAACAUUUACAUUCUUUACUUUAGAAUGCAGUCAUUCUUCUGAAGAUAACUUAAAUUAUAGUCGAAACGUAAAGAAUGAAAAUGUUUAUAAUUUUCAAAGUGUCUAUUGUUUUUUUGUUUUAUGAACUUGGUAUACAAAUUGCCAUUUCGUGUUUAUUUACACUUCUGAGAAAUGUAAUAUUUUGGUUUCAUUGUCAUGCUAACCAGAAUGUAUUGUCUUACUUAAUUGAAAAGAACCUAUCUGCCAAAAAUGUACUGAAAUAAACAUUGAAAUGGGCAAUUUGCGUACCAAGUUAUUUUCAUUGAGACACUUUGCAUAACAAUAUUUGAAGGGCAAGAAAAAUGCUCUGGUUUGUCUUACUCCUUUGUUUACAAGUAGUUUGUUCUCAAGUAUUUUUAAUCAUAGUAAUUAACUAGAAGUUAUUUCGGUCAUGUGACCGAAAUAACUUGCCGUGAUUGUUUUUUCGUCUCAUUAAUUACUCGUGAUUUAUCAAAUGCGCAAGUUUUGAUGAAUGAUGAAUAUUUCUUAAUGUGCCAUACAGGUAUGGCAGAUACAAAUCCAACGUCACCUCUUAUUGUGCUGUUAGAAGAUUUAUCCAAUGCAGGGAAGUCUGGCGAAGCCACAGAAGUAAGGUAUGAUAUAGAAAGCAAGAAGUAUAUAGCUAGAACUCCUGUGUUUUAAAAUGCAGUGUUUUUCUAUGUCGCGUAUUUGCGAUGAAAAGCGUUCAAAACCUAAAAUCUUUUUGGCAUAUCUCUCAAAAUACUUUGUUUUAGCUAUUAAAUACUUUGUAGUUUGUACACUUAACUACCUUUUUAAUGCAUCUGCCGGUUGAGAAACAUAGAAUAAUAAUAAAGAAUUGUCAAUUAAAAUACAAUUAUCAAUGAUAUAAAGAUACGAGGCGAACCGAGCCGAGUAUCUUUAGGUCCGAUAAAACACGCACUGCAUGCGAAUGUUUUAAAUUGCUUCAAAAACGAUCGAUCUAAUAAGUUCAUUGGCGAAGUAAUUUUCAAAAAAUACGCUGUGCAAGUCGAGAAAAUCAAAGUUAAAGUUUAUGUAAGUCAAGGGAAAUCUUUAUCACAUAUAAAGAUACGACACGCUUGUGAUUUUUCUUUGUGUUUUUCUCAUGAAUUAUUAAUGAGUUUUUGAAAACAAUAUAAACAAGACCUACUGAAUUUCAAACAUAAUUUUCUCUUUGGCGUACCAUCUAAAACCUCUUCAUUUUAGCAUUAGUUUUCAGAUAAAACAAACUGACAAAACUUUGUUUGCUUAUUGAGAAACGAUUUUUAAAGAUUUUGACUAUGCAGUUAUAACCAAACAAAUGGUAUACUAAAUUACCAAUUGUUCAAAAAAUUAUAUGUAUUGAAUUUCUUCUGAAAUAUCUAAGCCUGCAUACAGCUAUUAAAGUCUAAAUUAAUGCAUUACACUAUACAUAAAGCUGCUGUUUUUCAAACUUGAUAUUUUAGGCACGUUCCUAAAAAGAAAAAGAAACCUGUGGAUGUAAGUUAUUAAAUUAGCACGAUUGCAUGAUAUUCAAGUGAAUUGUAGCAAUUCAACAAAAUAACAUCUAAUGCAGUUCUUGAAAGACAUUGCUUUGUCCUUAAUUGUUAACUAUUUCAAAGAAAGAAUUAGAGCAGUUUGAAGUUAUUUUUGCAAACAGGGCACCGUGCGAAUCUUGCUAUUUGACCCAUUUGUCGUGCUUCAUUUGCCAAAUCGAAAGAACAAACGCGUGCUCCAGCCCGAUUUCCGGUUCUGAAAGGUCCGAUUUGCAGACAAACAGUGCGCGCAAAGCAGGCCGGUCAUUUCCCAUUGUUUAACUCAUGCUUUCCCAUUGUUUAACCGCUUUCCCAUUGUUUAACUGUUUAACACACUCACCCCACACUCAAGUAUAACCACAAAGACUUACAGAUGUUGCUUCGCAACAUCCGUGAGUCAAAAAGGACAAAUCAAAUCAAAAUCAAAUCAUAUUUAUUUCCGUAGGGUAACCUCUUCAGUAAUGUAUCACUGGUAUCAAUGAGGGCCCUACAAUUAAAAUAUAUAUAUAUAUAUAUAUAUAUAUAUAUAUAUAUAUAUAUAUAUAUAUAUAUAUAUAUAUAUAUAUAUAUAUAUAUAUAUAUAUAUAUAUGAAAUGCAGUGAGCGUGCGCAUAAAGGCUUAGGCAUAAUGUGUAGUAUAUAAAGUUCUGUAGUGUCCCACAUCCACCACACUGCCUUCUAUAGUAUAUAUAUUCUUGGUAUGUGGAAGCUCAUCAUCGGUGCACUGUGCUGAUGAGCCCCAAAAAGGGCGAAACAGCUGUCCACAGUUGCCGUUGUUUGAGCUUUCCUUGAAGGGCGCUACAAUGUCUUUACUUAUGUGCUUUAUCGCCGUUUUUAAACUUAUAUAUAUAUAUAUAUAUAUAUAUAUAUAUAUAUAUAUAUAUAUAUAUAUAUAUAUAUUUUGAAAUGCAGUGAGCGUGCGCAUAAAGGCUUAGGCAUAAUGUGUAGUAUAUAAAGUUCUGUAGUGUCCCACAUCCACCACACUGCCUUCUAUAGUAUAUAUAUAUAUAUAUAUAUAUAUAUAUAUAUAUAUAUAUAUAUAUAUAUAUAUAUAUAUAUAUAUAUAUAUAUAUAUAUAUAUAUAUAUAUAUAUAUAUAUAUGUACUCUAUUAUAUUAAAGUUAAGCUGUAAAUAAGUCUAAGAGUUUAGCUUUAAAGCUAGGUAGAGAUGAUUCUAGGCGGACAUGUUCAGGCAAGUUAUUAAAUGUUUUAGAGCCUCUUACAAGAACGCUACGUUCUGCGAACUCUAACUUUGAUCUUGGAACUACAGUAAUAACUUCAUCUCACUAUUUCUAAUUGAGCGCUUAGGUUGAUGAAGUGUAAAAUACUCGUUGAAAGGAAUUGGAGCCAAAUUAUUAAUACAUUUAAAUGUAAAAAUUGAUAGAUGCAUAGAUCUCCUAUCUUUCAGAGAAAUCAGCUUAGUAUCUACUGUGGGAAUGUUAUUACAAAUUAUUUUGUUUGCUUUAUUUUGUAAUCUUUCAAGUCUAUCAGCGUCGGUUUGGCUAAGGCAGUCCCACAUGAAGUCGCAGUAGUCCAAUAUAGGGAGAACAGUUGCCAGAUAGAUGGUUAAUGCGGUGUGGGUUGUAAUAUAUGGUCUAAUACGUCGUAGUGCACCUAUUCUUUUCGAGACUCGAGAGCAGGUGUACUGUAGAUGAUCUUUAUACGUCAGGCCACUGUCAAGAUGUAGACCAAGGUACUUGUAUACCAAUGACGACUUUAUAUCAAGGCCAUAAAUUUGAACUUUUAAGGGUUCAUUUAUUGAUCUCCGUUUGUGCGUCCCAAAGCGGACCGAUUCCAGUUUCCCUUGGUGCAGAUAGAUUUCAUUGUUGAUUGCCCAGUCUCCGAUGAUCUUUAAGUCCUCAUUUAGUAUAUCGGUAAUUUCAGCAGUGGUCUUUGCAGCGAAAUAGAUCACGGUAUCAUCAGCAUACAUUAUCAGGUUAGAGUUAAAGGGAGUAAGCAAUAAGUCAUUCAUGUGCAUGCAUUAUAAAAAGCAAUGGUCCCAAUAUAGAUCCCUGCGGUACUCCUGAAUUCACAGGAAAUGAUGAACAUAAUGCACCGUUCACUCCAACUUGAAUGUGCCUAUCUAACAAAUAGUUCUCAAACCAAUUAAGUUCGUUAUCACGGAUUCCAAAGAAUCUCAGUUUACUGAGUAGCUUCGGAUGUGAAACUGUAUCGAAUGCUUUUUGAACAUCGAGGAAAACUGCGCCUGUCAAUAGACCCGCUUCAGAAUUUUUCCUAAUGGUGUCAGAUAUAAGAGUGAUAGCCAUUGGGCAUGAAUCUUCUUACGGAAACCAAACUGAGAUCCCGAAAUAAGGUUUAAGGCUUCUAGGUAGGUGCUUAACUGCUUAUGAAUUUCCCUUUCGAGAAUUUUGGAUAGGGUUGGGAGAAUUGAGAUGGGUCUAUAUUAUUGUUACUUGGGUCGUUUCGGGCUUUGCCUUUAUAGAUGGGAAUAAUUCUGGCUAAUUUCUAAUCACUCGGAAAUGUUGAUGUGGAUAACGAUAGGUUGAAUAGUGAGGUUAUUGACGGCGCAAUAACUGAUGCUGAGUCUCUAAGCAACUUUGCUGGAAUACCGUCCAGGCCAAUGGCUUUAGUCGUUUUCAAUGUUCGAAGAUGAUUGUAAAUGUUACAUAUCUUAAUUUCUUUAAAGUUUAAAACAUUGGAUCCAACAUUAUUUGAAUUGAGUAUGUAAGCCGGGACUGAGGAUAAAGAGGUUAAGGCUGGAUGCAGUUUAUAAAAUUCUUUAGAGGUUCGUUCCGCUAUUCGACUGAAAAAUAGGCCAAACGUAGUAGCUGUAUCUACAUCAGUCUCGGUUACUUUAUCAUUGAAAAUGGACUUUACUCGUAUGGGCGGAUUAGUCUUGGUUUUAUUGCCGGAUGUAAUUCUUUUAAUAGAUUUCCAAUAUUUGCUAGGGUUAUCCAUGUUCUCUUCUAAAAGUUUCUUAUUAAAAUUUGAUUUAGCUUUUCGGAUUUCAGCCGUGACAGUAUUUCUAAGCUUCUUAUAUGUACUCCAAAAUAAUUCAAAGUUAUUUGCACGGGCAUUUCUAAGAUUGUAAUCUCGUUCAUACAUAAGAGACUUUAUUUUUGAAGAAAGCCAUGGUGUUUCUUUACCUCGAAUUCUCUUACUAAUAACAGGAGCAUGUUUAUCGACUACCAAUAGAAACAGUUUUUUCCAGAGCAAUGUCUUUCAAGAAAUUUGAUCGAACUCUUUCCUUGCUUCAACGAAGAUAAUUUCACAAAUACAAUUUUGUCGAGUGUGUGGACAUACUUAUAUUAGAUACAUGUAGAAUUUCACUGGCUCAAUUAUUUUGUAUACUACGUGAUCAUGUGAACAGUGUACGCGAAAAUAACAAUUUUUAUGUUCUAUUCUGAUUUAUGCUUUUAUUUAACAGGAUCAGAAAGAAAAACAACAAGUUCAUUUAAGCGUCGGAAGUAGUACGUAUAACUGUAGCUUAACCUGUAGAAUGUAAUAGAGUGCAUAUACUUUAUAUAUAUUUUUAUUAAUUCUCAUGAGGUUUGCAGACUUGGAAAAAGUGUUUUAAAAAUGUUCUUCAAAUCUGGAUUUGCCUUUUUCAAAUGUUCCUCAAUAGUGUGUAAAAACAGUGGAAAAUUUGAUGGUAUACGUUACGCCAAAUCAAUAUCAAAUGACAGAUAAGAAAGCAUGAUGUAAUUGUGAUCUUCCAUAAUGUAAAAAUUAAUCAAAAAUUGAAAUGAAAAGGAUCCCGAGAUCCCGCCUGAAUGUUUGAUGUUUUUCAUGCGGAUCACCGCCAUUUGACGUUAUGUACUAUUUAAAGCACGCGUAGGAGUGUUUUAUCACAUAUAAAACACGACGCGUAGCGGAGUGUUUUAUAUGUGAUAAAACACGAAUACAAGUGCUUUAAAUGGCUUAAAAAACGACUCAGCUUAUACGAGUUCAUUGGCGAAGUAAUUUUUAAAAUAAACUUUGUCUAAACCGCGAAAAUCAAAGCUAAAGUUUAUGUAAAUUAACAUGAUUUUAUAUCACAUAUAUAACCACGACACGCUUAUGAUUUUUCUUUGUGUUUUGCUCCUGAAUUAUUAAUGAGUUUUUUAAAUAUAUAUAUUUUUAAGAUUGUGUUUCUGUGGAACCCGGCGUCUGUGAUUAUUUUCUUGUGGCUGCCGACACUUGGCAUAUGCUGCAUUCACAUUCAGAUUAUAAGAACGGUAAUGUAUGGCUAGGCUAAGGCUUGAAGUGUAAACACCGCUAUUGUUAUACAUCGCAUUGUAUAUUAAUGACUGAGGGCGGAUGUAGCAUUUUAUUCUGCCUAAAAUACCAUGCAUGCAGCGGAUUUUAUUCACACACGUGAUGAGCACCCAUGUUCUCUUGACCCUUGAUAUGAGUUCCAUUAGCAUGCCCUACUACUUUGCGCGACUUUAGAAAAGAGGAAGGGAGUGAAGAUAAUACAUUAUGGGAUCGUCACAGAAAGCAAAUUGUUCACAAGGUUAUCUGAGCUUUGUUCCAUGUGAAAAUCCCAAGAUUUAUCAUGACUAUCCCCAGGCUCUUAAUUCCAAUGUGGGUAUCUCUAAGAUAUCUCUAUACACGUUCUUGUUAGUAUUGGACUGGGAUAUAAAUGGUGGUCGUCUAUAAUGACAGCGGUGUGUGUAGGUUAGGUAAAUCUAAAGGCCUGAAAAUUAUUUUAUCCUAAUUUCUUGUCAAGGGCCAGAAUGUUCCUUGACAGAAAUUAUAGGAAGUUCCAUGCAACGUCUUUGAGAAAUAACGAGUGAAAUUAUUUUUGCAUUAUCAUUUCGUUUAAUAAUUGUUUUCUUGAUAAUUUAGAAUUUUCUCGACUGCUGGACUCGUGGAAAGUGGACGAAUGGCAAUGGAUAAUACCAUUUCAAGUCGACAGACAUAUCUACCGAGUAUGUUAUCAAAUAGUGGUAUUACAAGUAGUUUACCAUACUCAUAUUAAAAUAACAUGUGAUUUUGGGUAGCGACACACACUACUAUAUAACGCACACCAACGUACAUAUGUGUUCCCCUUAAUAUAUCUAUAAAUCAAAUGUUAGUUUUAUUUUACGUGCAUAUUCUAUGUGAAUAUUUGGCGUCGUUCUUGUAUAUUUACCUCCCUCAAAUAUGUCCCAUCUUCCACUACAUUGUGAAUAAUGCACAUUUUCCUUGAAUAACUUUUAUUUUGUAUUUACUAGAAAUACGGGUUGAUAAAAAGCGUGUAUUUAAAGUUGAAAAAUUAAUUGAAAUGUUUCAAACAUAUUUUAAUUUUGUUUAACAGGGAAAAUUCAAAAAGGCAGUUGAGAUAUUACAAGAUAAAAAAGAAAGUAUAAAAAAUUCUACUUCGAAUCAAUCCGUAAGUUUCCAGAUUCUCAUUUCUGUCCUAUUUGCAUAUUUAGUGGGCUAUUUCGGCGAUGUUUUAGCCUAUAUAUCAACAUAUAGUAAAUCCUAAUACUUAUCCAUGCAUCGUACAUAUAUGGCAUCACAUUAUUUAUACAUGAACUUGUGCAUGGAUAGAGCUCGACAACUGUCUCUUUGUAGCUCAGUUGGUUAGAACGCUGCACUGGAAUCGCAGGGCUGCAGGUUAUAUUCCUGCCAGAGGGCAGCUAGCUGCAUUUUUCGCAACUGUUUCUGGUUAGAUCUUAUAUAAAUGUAUGUAAAAUUCCACUCCAAGAUUUCCAUAUAACUAUAUAUCAAUAUAGUGUUUUUAUUCGUGAAUAUUUUUUCUGGUUGUAGUUUUCGCUAAGGUGUUCAUUACAGCUAUCCUCUGUGUUGUCAUGCCUUGGUGAACACAAGGUAAACAUUUAUAAUUUGGUAUCAGGGUGCGAUAAUUCAAGAUUUUUAGUCAUACCUGUCUGGCACUCCAAUGGGUUUUGCCGCAUACUUCACUUGAGCCCUAACAAUUUUAAGACUUUUAUAAGUACACUUUAAAAAGCGUACUUACAGACGAUAAAGUACAUUAGAUGCAUUUUUCUAAAUAGUAUUCAUUCUACUACCUGAGGCUACGAGUUAGAAAAAGUACAAUUAAUUGCAUAAACAUGCAAACACUACAAUCGACUCCAAUAUCCCUUACUACCAUCAGUCUACUCAUAUGUCGUGUUGUCAGUCUUAGACAUAUACAGUAUACUCAGAUGGCAAGAGUUGGCUAAAAAAUAUUCCAGGCCAUAAUGUUGACGUACCGCUGGUACGUAGGUACUCGAAUUAUCACUCCCUGGAUAUGGGGCUUUAAUAUGAUCCCUUCAGGGUCAGCAAUUACUCCGUUGAGCCCGUAAAUUUUACGCAAUAGACGGUUUAACAGCUAAAAUCUUGGGAACAUGCAUGCACGAAUGAUGCACCCCGCCAAAAUUUCCUCUAAGUGCCCCUUUUCCCGGAUAAAACAAAUGCCCAAAUGGAAAAGUGUCCUUCUUUAAUGGAAUACGUGUCUCUUAAGACGCAGUGCUCUCCCAUGUUUAUAUUGCUCCGGACGCCGCUGCGUUUGUAAAAUAUCAUGUUCGUGUUAAUGUAACGGUUGGUUUUAAUAACAUAUACGUUAAAGGUUAACAGUGAAAACAUAUAUAAUUGCCUAACCGUGCUCUUAAAUCCUUAAACCCGGUUAUCAAAAAUAUUGGGUCGGGAGAUGUCGAUCUGCCCUAUCUAAUAGAAUGCCACAGAGAUAUAUCUCUUUAAUCAGCAAAGACUGGUUUACUUAUACAGCACGUGCACAAUAGAUAUAAUAUACAUGCAGACAAUGUCACAUCAGUAGUGCAUAUGACAACCAAAUUUAAAUUAGGCUGCUUAUAUGUAAUACCCAUGCAGUUAAGCAACGGCAUGCAGGAUUUAUAGUGUGUCAAUACAUUCUUCUGAAAACACCUCAACUAUAUAAUCAUAGAUCAGUUCAAUGCAUUAACCAUGCAGUGAGAUUAAUUGACUAACAAGAUCUAUUGACCAAUCAAUCAAAUCAUUCAAUGGGUUCAAUCAAUUUAUCAGUAAUUCAAUCAACUAAAUACGACGGUAAACAUAUAUUUAAAUGAGGAAACACGAUAUCACAAAGUAGUUUAGAGAUACGGCAUGCAACUACAAUUUUACAAAACAAUUAAAGCUUGCUGUCAAAUCUUGUACAGUAUGUAUGACACGCUCUAUUGCAGUUUUGCAUGGGCUCAAAAACAACAGAAAGUCCUUAAAAUAUAUACUAUACUGAUGAAAGGUUCCUUCAAAAUUUGACGUUGGAUAAUUUAUUUAUUUUAGAAAGCAUGUAGUGUUAUACUGGAAGCACUAGAGACAUUCUGGGAAGGUUCAGAUAAUCUCGAUGAUUAUAAAGAUAAACAAAAGAGGAGAUUUAUUGACUGUAGCUCCACAAAGAACAAUAAAACUCAUUCUCCUAAUGGUAAGUAUGCAUGCAGUUCGUAGAAAGUGGUUUCUCAGAAAAUCAUCCCAUGCACUUAUUUUUGUUGAAUGUGUGCAUAUCUUUCAUUUACGAUUUAUUUCAUUUAGAUCGUCACUUAGAGCUUGUUGAAUGUACGGAGGAUGAAGCUCUAUCAUACUGUGUCCAGCUGCUGGUGAAUUCUCUUAAGGUAACGGGCAAAUUGCCUCAGGCUAUUUGGGCUUUUCAAAGAUCUAUGUAGUAUUGCGCUAGACGGUUAUAUGGAUAAAAGGCAAAAAUGCAAUAUCGAUAAUUUUGAAAGUGCGAAUGACACUAAGCUGUCUGUUAUCUCAAACGAAAGUAUAUUGUUGAAACUGUAGAGUGAGUUCUAUUUUCGAUUUAUAUGCUUCGUUGUUGGUGGCAUAAUUAAUUUUCUAUAAAGGAUUAGUGUCACACCAUGGUAUCGCGAGAUUUUGUUGUUUCCAUCUUACCCAAAAUCAACAAAUAACGAUAAAAGUCAGAUAAAAGAAGCAAGGAUUCCCACAAGAUUGCUUUAAAUAAACGGUUGAUUACAAAAAAACAUUUCCAGAUCAAUUGAUCAACUCGGCUUAUAAAAUGGCUGCCAGCAGUAAUUUGAGCCCGCAAUACCAUGGUGUGACGCCAAUCCUUUGAUAAAGCAUUGCAACCAAACUGACAUCGAUGAUUCUGGAUUUUCAACCGUACUUCACUGGUGCUUCAAUUGUUUCCAUGCACUAGAUCUUGAGGUGGUACAAACUUAAGACUCAUGGUGUACUAACUUAGUCCCUAAGAUAAAGUACAAAGCAUAGUUUUCUGAUUGUCAUGUAGUCUGAAACCAAGAAGGAGCACAUUUGCAUGUACACACACAUAUAACUGACUCCAACAUUCUCUAGUCCCAUCCAAUCAGUCCAAUCAUGUUUUCUGCGUAUAGGCUCCUCCGCAGACAUCUCCAGGGAAUCGGGUGGUGAGAACCAGGGCGCUUAUAUACUAGUAUAUAACUCCCCAUUCGCGCGCUAAAACCCAUAGAGAUGCCUGCGGAAGAGGUUAUUUCCUGCCAAUUAGACAUGUCAGAUUUUUACACAUAAUAAGAAAGCUUCGGAUUAAUACGGAUACAACUACCUGAAAAAUACAAGGAGAACUUCGACAUUUCGAACGAGGGCCAUCGUUGGGAAGUUAGAAAGCUUCCUGGUUAUAUAGUGCCAGCAAAAUGUAUGUACGCAGACAGCGAGAGUACCGCGUGUCUACGUGGCACUUGGCUGAAAACAAUUGAAACGAGUACUAGACCGUAAUACUGGCGUACCUAUAGCCUCCUCCGCAGGCAUCGCCUUUAGAUUGACAGGCAAAAUUUGCCCUAGGGUACGUAUGUAUGCGACUUAUCGCACCCUGAUUUAAUCGUGUUCAGUUGAUGUGGUCAGGGCCGAAACUAGUGGGGGGGGGGGGAUGAGACACCCCCCAAUCUUGUAAUAUUGUAGUUUCGUCGGGCAAGUUCGACACGCUCGUCGGGAAAAAACUAUCGAAAAGUAAUAGUUCUAGAGAAAAUUUUGAUACAUUUACGAAAAUCUGACUGAAAAAUUUGUGUUUUGGGGCAAAUUCGAGAAACUUUUGAUGGAAAAAUUUUUCCCCUAAAAGGUUGUCGACGGGGGGGGUGUCAUUUUGGCAAAUGUUCGUCGGGCACUCUUUAUUGGUCGGCCAAAACAAGUUCACAGCCCCCCAGCCGUAAUACCGAAGUUUCGGCCUUGGAUGUGGUUACGUCACACCGAUCUUCUGAACCUAACAUCACCUGAGUUCAGAACAAUCUUUCCCUUGAACAAUUAGCCUUUGUCACGCCAUACGACCAGGCCUGGUUUGUCAUUUUUGCUUGGCAAAUCGCGCAACAACAAAGGAUGACGAGUGAAAGAGUAAAAUGGUGGGAAAGGCCUGCAUGGUAUGAAAAAAGCUAAUUAGUCAAUUUAAACAUUGCUAUUGGUUGGUUUUGCGAAAAUAAACUUGAAACCUGACGAAAAGGCACUAGAGUUUGGAGGUAAUACGUCACCUUGAUGAUUUUGAGAUUUUCCAAACAGUGACAGAUACUUUGCGAAAUAUUGAGAGCAAAUUCAGGUUGCCAACAUACGCAUGGCCACCUUUUGUUGUUGCAAAUCUUAGUUCUUUGAACUUUGUUGCCUUAAAUUUCAUAUAAAUAGAGCAUAUUACAUGGCGGUGCGAACAUAUGACUUUUAUCUUCGAGUGGUGAAAACAAUAUUUUACGAACGAGCGCAGCGAGUGAGUAAAAUAUUGUUUUCAACACGAGAAGAUAAAAGUCAUAUCUUCAAGCCUACGUGUAAUGUUCUGUUUAUUAUACAUGUAUAGUCCCAAGCAAAAAAUUGUAUAAAUACUGAAAGUCACGUGAUCGAUAUCUUCACUAGUGAAGAUAUAUGGAAAAUAUCUCACUGUGUAAUAAAUAUAUAUUUGGUUUCAAUUUUUCUAGGCACGCGUAUUCUCUGAAGGUCGUAACGACAAGAUGCUUGGACAUCUUAUUGUGUUGUUGCAAUAUGACUGGCCCAAACGAGAAGAUGUCUUUUUUGAUGCGAUUAAGAAAAUACAUGCUCAAGAAGUAUUUAAAUAUCCAUGCUUCUUCGAAUAUAUCAUCGGUAUCCUUUGAAUAUAAACUAACGUUUAGCUGAUUUUGUCAAGUUCGUGAACUGCAGUGGUCAUUCUAAUUCUCGUUAACCAAUGCAAACAAUUAAAACAAUGUGAAAAGCAAAAUAUUUACAUCAUUCGUCCAAAAAAUUAUAAAAAGUCGCUGUUAUGUGGACUUACCUCGCAGACUUCGGCUAAAAAGCUACCCAAAAAUGGUGGCGUGAGAAAGGCUAAUUGUUUCAAGCGCCAUGUUUUUUUACCAUGUCCACGAAAAUAGGUUGCCACACCCACGAUGUAAUGUAAUGAAAAGGAAAGUUUAAUAUUUACAAGGAGUAGAAAAAAAGAGAAUUAUCUAGGAUCAGAAAAAAAGAGAAUUAGAAAAAAAAUACGUGAAACAUUUGGUUUGGAAAAACGAUUGGUGUCGAGUAUAUAAUUUUGAACAAAUUCAAAAAACAUUUUGGUGUAACACCUUUGCAGCCGUUACUAUUUUAUGACUUUUCUUCUCCAUUUUUGCUUUUACAGUCCGACUUCAUGAAAAUGUUUCAUAGUCGUUUUAUCUGUCUAGAAAUUUAAUGUGUAUUUGCAAAGCACGUUUUCUUAACUGUACAGUAAUUGACAUUCUGGAGGAAUUUGCAUAUCUGUUUAAAGAUGAAAAUGUACAAAUUGAAUUGCUUCGUAAAUCAUCGUCAAACUCAAGGUAGGCUUUGUGGUGGUAGCACAAGAAAGCGUGUUUCGUCAGCAUGUCCAAACAAUAUGUAGUUUGUUGAGAGAAAAGCGAUGUGCAAGUAAUAAGCAAUUCCAGCUUUUAGUUUAUGCCUGCAGGGGAUGAUGGGAAGUAAGGUAUCAUAUUGCCGAUUAUGCUGAAAAAUUUCAAUAAAAACUACCGAAACAACCGAAAUAUUUCAAUAUUUACAAUUAUAAGCUAUCACUCCGUGUUUACACGGCCACCAUUUUUAUUUUUUCAGCAUAAUCAGCAAUGUGAUACCUUACUUCCCAUCGUCCCCUGCACGCAUAAACUAAAAGCUGGAAUUGCCAAUUGGUUUACUUUAUGUAAAUUUCUUCCUACGUGAGGAAAACCCAGAACAGUGUCUCGACUAUACGCAUACAAAUGACGCGUUCUGCGUCCGGAUAAAUUGCUGUUGAACUAUAACAUGUACUUGAGACUAGAAGAAUAUGCAUAUCAAAGUAUUCAACUGUUCAAUCAUCAUAUGAAUAUGAAAAGAAUGCUCAAAAAAAGCUUGACUCGCUUUAAAUUGGAAAAUAUAAUCCUUAUAAGUGUUGUACCUUUAUGUUGCUUUACACAGAAGACAAAAUGUGCUAGUACAAAAACUAGUUAAUGACAGUUCUAUUGUGGCUAUAAGUGAAACACAAAAUGAUGAUUAAACAGUUCAAUACGUUGACUUGCAUAUAUUUAAUGCUUCCAUUCUCAGCUUCAUCUUAUCAUUCAACUGCAAUUUAUCUCGAGACUCUGAAUGCAUUGUACGCGGUGUUGAUUUCCUUUGUUUUUUGUUUAUGGAUUAUUAAUGAGAGUUUUUGAGUGAGUUACCGUGUAAUAUAACGGGUUUUCAACCAAUCCCUAUCCCUAUGAGGGCUUCAAAACAUUUUCGUCAUGUUAUGUGAGAUUAGAAUUGAAAACCACUGGAAUUCUUUUUUCCAAAUACUUACUGUGGAAAUAGUAUGCAUGUUCUUUAUAGUUGGAAUAUAGAAAUCAAUUUUUUAUCCUAAUUGCUAUUUUCAUACUAUGGAAUUAGUAUCGAUACAAGAGAGGUUCAGGUUUUGACUUCCACUACAGCUACUAUUUCCAUUAACCAAUCAGAUGCGUACGGUUUUAAUCUACCCGAUUAAGCAAUCGAAUGUGUAUUAAUCCAGUGAGGGGUAGUGGACGUCAAAUCUGAACCUCUCUAGUAUGGAUUUAGUGCAGCAAAUAUGAUUUCCACAUCAUGGAUUUCAUUUUUCCAUUGAACAAGGAAAAUCCUGUUAUGUCCCCAUGUUUCGCACACUCUAUAUGGUUGGGGAAAGGAUUGUGAUGCGGUCAAGAAAUAUGUUGAUAGGACUCAGUGAAACGAAUAUAACAUUUCACUGAGAUAGGACAUGAAAUUAUAUUAAACCAAUAUGUUCGUGCGUGAACUAUGACGGUGUUACCCAAAAUCCUUUGUCGAAUUCAUUCAACAUGGCAGCGAUGACGCCAUGUGCGAAUCUGCACCUGUUGUACAUCUAAAUAUACCCAUGGCCAUGAUCUUUUUACUUUUAAAAUGACACUCAGCCUUUCACAUAUGUUUUAAACAUCAUCAUGCUUUAGUUUGUAUCGUCCAGUACAUUUAUACAUUGAAAUGUAUUAUUUAUGUAGAGGUCGUACUCUAACCCGAGGUUCAAACAAAGGUGCAAAAGAAGAUUUAAAGUCGUCUCUGGAAAAACAAGUUACAAGAGCAAGUGAAAGCAUCGAGUCGAUUUUACGCUUGUUUUUUAUCGAGGAGAGAAACAGUCUCAUUUAAGGAGAUUUGGCAAGAGUGAAAUGUGCAGAGCUUUAUCAAACACUCGACUUAAUAUUAUUCACCGAAGUGGAGGUGAAAAGUGCAACGAUAUUCACCGAAUCGCGAAGCGUUGAUGUGAAUAUCCUUGCACUAUAUUCACCGACACUGAGGCGCAUAAUUGUUUUAGCAUAUACCAUAACAAAACAAAAAUGACCAGAAAACAACGAAAAUAUUUUUAAAACAACUCAUAUUUCAGCUCCCGUAGUAGUUGUAAACAAAAUAGUGUUUACACGCUUUUAGUAAUUACAGCUUCGUUUAGUUCAAAAAUUUGCUGGAAGCCAUUUUGUUUUUGUCUGGAGGUGAAUAGUCCAAGCAUAUCUGGAGCUGAGCAACCAAUCAAUUAUAUAUAUAUGCAAUCUCGUGCCCAGAGCAAUGCCUGUGCGCGGGCUAGGAAGGCAUUGGCUCUGGGGAAAUUGACAACCGGAACCCCUAAAUUUAGGGGUUCCGGUUCUUUGUCGGCAUGCGCGAUUGACAAACGUUAAACCAAUCACAGCACAGGAAAAAUUCAAUUUCCCCAGAGCCAAUGCCAUCCUAGCCCGCGCACAGGCAUUGCUCUGGGUACGAGAUUGAUAUAUAUGCUGAGCAUAACAUGUUUUAAAGUCAUUUGUGUAAAUAUCUCAUUUUUGUGUGCAACUAACAAAACUAACAGAUAAAGUUUUAGAUGUGUCGUCUUUUUAUACUUGACCAUUGAAUGCAUUAUGUUGUUUUACGAUUUUCAAUGCAUGUUCUUUAGGCCAAGUCUAAACGCCGCAUAUUACAUGCAUCAAUUCAGUCGUUAGAAUCAGGGACGUAGGAAGCUUGAUAUUAAUGACUAAUACAACAUAUUAAUGACUACUAAUUGAUCUCGAUCCUGGAGGGCAAAUGGCAACCUCUUUUCAGUACAGACACCAACCUCGUACCCAGGGCCUUUGCGCGGUUCAGA
Molecule: messenger RNA, 24203 nt
Organism: Paramuricea clavata
Lineage: Eukaryota; Metazoa; Cnidaria; Anthozoa; Malacalcyonacea; Plexauridae
Source: the annotation of a GenBank genome assembly